UGGAUUUGAAGACUUAUUCAAGCCUUUUGAAUUGCUUGCAUUUACUUGAUGCAGAAUAGGCUUGGGCUUUCUCAGUCCUUUUCUUAUAGAGUAUUUGGUGAGGAAUGCAACAGUGUUGAUAUCUACAAAGCUAGAACCAAAGAUAUUGUUGGAUCGUCUGUGUGUGACUUCAAUGAGGAUAGACCUGGAUCACUUCGUGAUGCCUGCAGAAGAAAGGAACCAUUGUGGAUUGUCUUUGAAGUUUCAGGAACGAUUAAACUUAACACGGGCAUAAAGGUAUCAUCCUAUAAAACAAUUGAUGGUCGUGGCCAAAGGGUAAAGUCUGGCAAGGGCUUGCAACUUAGAGAAUGUGAGCAUGUGAUUGUAUGCAACCUGGAGUUUGAAGGUGGCAGGGGUCCUGAUGUUGAUGCCAUUCAGAUAAAACCCAAUUCAAGGCACAUAUGGAUUGACCGUUGCAGUUUGCGCGAUUAUGAUGAUGGACUUAUUGAUAUAACACGGGCUAGUACCGUUAUCACGGUCUCAAGAUGCCAUUUUUUUGGGCACGAUAAAACAAUGCUUCUUAGAGCAGAUCCAACUCACAUUGACGACCGAUGUAUUCAUGUGACUAUUCAUCACUGUUUCUUUGAUGGGACAAGGCAAAGACAUCCUCGUGUGAGAUUUGGGAAAGUGCAUCUAUACAACUACACAAGAAAUUGGGGUAUAUAUGCUGUCUGUGCAAGUGUAGAAUCACAGUUUUUUUCUCAAUGCAACAUAUAUGAAGGUGGACAGAAGAAAGUGGCUUUCAAGUAUCUUGAAGGGAAGGCAACAGAUAGAGAAUAUGCUAUGUGUGGCGGGAUAGGAUCCGAGGGUGACAUGUUCCUUAAUGCUGCUCAAUCUGGAUUGAUGAUUGAGAGUGUUGAGAAACGUGCAUUCAAGCCCCAAGUGUUCUAACCAAAAUGGACCAUGGAACCAGCAACUGAGUCAUUGAAGGAUGUCAUAAGUUUGUACAGGAUGGCAAGCGGUGGCUCGGCCUCAAGAUGCUGGUUGUGUUGCAUGAGAGAGCAACUCUUUUAAGCUGUAUGCAUAAACGAACUAUUUAUUUAGGAGAGAUGGAUUAUGGUAUUGUUGGAUUGGGUCAGGAGUGUAAGAUAAAUUGUAUUCAGGUACACUAGAAAAAAAAAAGAUAAAUUGUAUUCAGGUGGUGAUUUAUACGUGUUCACCACAAAAAAAUGGACGUGAAAUUAGCGUAGUGUGCAUGUAAAGCGCCUUAGUAUAUUCGUGUUUUUAAA
Messenger RNA from Amborella trichopoda, 1268 nucleotides. The record is from RefSeq and is a predicted model, not a curated record. NCBI's taxonomy places the organism in Eukaryota, Viridiplantae, Streptophyta, Magnoliopsida, Amborellales, Amborellaceae.